CAGAUGGACUCUACAGCUACUGAAAUGUUCUGAAUUAAAUCAGUCUAGAAUGCGAAACCAUAAGUUAAACAAGUGAAAAAAAAAUAAAGAAAGAACGAAAACAAUAAAUAAAUUAGUUCUAGAAAAUAAAUUGUGUAUAUAUGAAUGAAUGAAUUAAAACAGAUUCAUAAACAAUAACAAAUCUUUAUGUACAUUCAUUCAUUAAAGAAAUAUAUAUAUUAAAAAAACAACAAAAACAAUAUAAAGCCGGAAAGCAGAUGUGAUCUUAUACAAGAACAAAUAGGAAUUCCUACAAAAACAAAAACAAUUUUUUAUUAGAAAAAAAAAGUAAAAAAAAGUGCACUGUCGCUCGCCCCUCUACCCCAACACAACUUUUUGAAACAUAAUAAUAAAAAUGCAGCAACAUAAAUUUCAUUUGAUAAUACAUCAACUAUUACUAAAAUGGCUGCUAAUAGCAACAAUUCUAAUGGGCUCGACAAAAGGAGCAAAAAUACUGGGCAUAUUUCCACAUGCCAGUGAAAGUCAUUUCGUAGUUAUGAGAACAUUUAUGAUGGAAUUGGCCAAGAAGGAACACAAUGUUACACUCUACAGUAGUCAUCGUUUAGAUGAUCGUUUAGACAAUCUUAAAGAAAAUAUUAUAGAACCCGAAUUUCCUUUCUGGAAAGAAGUGCAAAAACAGGCGGGCGUUAAGGAUUUACCAGCGCUUAGUGCAAUCAACAAUGACAAAUUGAAUAACCAUUUAGCAGCUGCUGGUCACUCACUAAUGGAUUACUUUUUAUCGAAUGGCAAAAUGCAGGAACUAUUAAAAACACCAGUCGAUGACUUUGACUACGAUAUGAUUAUAGUGGAUCUAUUUUAUUCUGAAGCUCUAUUAGCUUUAGGACAUUAUUUCAGUGUCCCUGUAAUAGGUGUGGUGAAUGCAGAUUUUGCCAAUUAUAUGGAACAGAUACAAGAUGUAAUGAUUCCGUCGGCUUGUUUGCCUUAUGAUUUGAAAAAUUAUGAUAGAAAUUUGGGUUAUUGGCAAAGAUUGGCUAAUAUUAAGUCUUGUCUUGCUCGUAGAGAAAGUUUCGUCUAUGAUCACUAUGGUAGACAGGAAAAAGUUAUUAAAAAACACUUCAAGGCUUCCAUACCCUCAAUAAUGGACCUGCAGUCAAAUCUAGCAUUACUUUUAGUCAACAACUAUUAUCCCUUAGCUACGCCCAAACCUUUAAUUCCUAAUAUUAUACCCGUGGGAGGUUUACACAUUAGAGCUCCCAAAGAAUUGCCCUGGCAUAUUAGACGUUUUCUCGAUGAAGCUCGCUUUGGUGCCAUCUACAUGCAUUUAGGUGAUGAAAAACUUUGUGCUGAUAUACCCAAAGAAAAACUAGAUGUACUUUUCCAUGUCUUGGGUAAAAGACAAGAAUGCAUUUUAUGGACUUGUCAUGAUGUGCAGAAAAUCGAAGGUCUUCCCAAAAAUAUGAUGAUUCAACAUUUAGUACCACAAACUGAUAUUCUAGCUCAUCCUCAUAUACGUUUAUUUAUAAUGAAUGGCGAUAUCAUGGGUUUGCAGGAGAGCAUCAUACGACAUGUGCCAUUGCUAGGCUUGCCACUAUUUGAGAAUGAAAUGGAAAAUAUAAUGCUGGCAGAGAAGUUACAAAUUGGUGUUCGUGUUGAUUAUACAAAUCUCACAGAAUCUUCACUAGACUGGGCUUUGGAAACUAUCUUACACAAGGAAUUUUAUGUUCUUAACAUUAGAGACAUUUCGAAAAUUUUCCGCGAUAGACCUUUAGGUGGUUUAGCCAAUGCCAUAUUUUGGUUAGAUUAUAUUGAUCGCUAUGGCAAUGGUCCCUUAAAGACUCAGGCUCUUGGAAUGCCAUUAAAUGAAUUACAUUUAGCGGAUUUACGAUUUUACAGUUAUCUCAGAUCGUUAGUGGUUCUGGGUGUAUUGAUUGGUUUAUAUUAUGUGGGCAUGUUUUUGUGGAAAAAACGCCAAACAGAUAAAAUGUUCUCUAAACUUAAUUGAAAUUUGUUUUAAAAUUUUCUUUUUACAAAAAAAAAAAAUAAGCUAAUAAAAUAUUUUAAAUAAAAAAUAAAUAGAUAUUAUAAACUGUU
Lucilia cuprina (Australian sheep blowfly) is the source of this 2091-nucleotide messenger RNA. It is a transcript of the gene Ugt317A1, whose product is annotated as UDP-glycosyltransferase UGT4. Lineage: Eukaryota; Metazoa; Arthropoda; Insecta; Diptera; Calliphoridae. Gene Ontology annotation, molecular function: UDP-glycosyltransferase activity. The transcript is spliced from 4 exons. Bases 395 to 2002 code for a protein of 535 amino acids. The record is from RefSeq and is a predicted model, not a curated record.